GCCAACUCUCCGGGGUACAAAGUACAGCAGGGACGCGGGCGGAGCCUUUCCAAGCGGCGCAGCCGUAUCUUUCCCCAGUGAACACCUAGAUGGAUUUCCAAUACCGCGCCUGGCACAUUCGGGAGGGAGCCUCAGGCUCCUUCCGUGCUCCCAGCCGCGCGUCCUCCUUUCUGCGGUCGAUAUUCCUCUGGUAGACGUAGGGGGGGCCUGGGCACCACAAGCUUUAAUAAGAGAUUCGCAGUGGUUUACCUAGGCCCCUGAACACUCCCGCCCGAGAAGAGCUGCCUGCGGUGAUGUAACGCAGAAGCCCCUAACGCGCGGUUCUCGCCCCUCCUCCUCCUGAGGCUCGCGGCUUAGGGUCAGUUUCCGUGACUCUAAGAGUAUCUGCGUGGGAGCCUGUGCUGGGGGUCCGGCCCAAAGAAAGGAGUUGUAACGAGCGGAAAACGUCACCGCGCUACCACCGCACACUUUGCACCGGCCAUCUACGCGUGGGUCUGGAGGUAGCGCGCCCAAGCUGCUGACGCGCUGGUGGUGCCUAUUAAUCAUUCACCAGCACAGAGCCCCGCCAGUUAACGGCUGUGCGGCGCGGGGCUCCAGCCUCCAGGCCUCCCCUCUCCACGCUCGCGUGCGCCCGGGCGCCCCGGAGCGACGAGCGGUUGCGCGCAAGCAGCCGUUAGGCUAUGCGCCCCGCCGGCGCGGGUCGGAGCCGCGCUCCCCACAGCCGCUGGGCGCUACCCGUAGUGGCCAAGCGGCAGUGAGCCGCGGGCAGGCGGCCGGGGUGCCGAGUGAGGGCGCAAGCGGCGAGGUCCCGAGGAGAGCUCCCUGGCCCCGGCAGCCCCAUCGGCCCCUGUCAGCUGAGAUGUUCCCCAAUGGCACCGCCUCCUCUCCCUCCUCUCCUAGCCCCAGCCCGGGCAGCUGUGGCGAAGGCGGCGGCAGCAGGGGCCCGGGGGCCGGCGCUGUGGACGGCAUGGAGGAGCCGGGGCGAAACGCGUCCCAGAACGGGACCUUGAGCGAGGGCCAGGGCAGCGCCAUCCUCAUCUCUUUCAUCUACUCCGUGGUGUGCCUGGUGGGGCUGUGCGGGAACUCAAUGGUCAUCUACGUGAUCCUGCGCUACGCCAAGAUGAAGACAGCCACCAACAUCUACAUCCUCAACCUGGCCAUUGCCGACGAGCUCCUCAUGCUCAGCGUGCCCUUCUUAGUCACCUCCACGUUGCUUCGCCACUGGCCCUUUGGCGCGCUGCUCUGCCGCCUCGUGCUCAGCGUGGACGCUGUCAACAUGUUCACCAGCAUCUACUGUCUGACUGUGCUUAGCGUGGACCGCUAUGUGGCCGUGGUGCACCCCAUCAAGGCAGCACGCUACCGCCGGCCCACGGUGGCUAAAGUGGUGAACCUGGGGGUGUGGGUGCUAUCGCUGCUCGUCAUUCUGCCCAUCGUGGUCUUCUCGCGUACCGCAGCCAACAGUGACGGCACGGUGGCCUGCAACAUGCUCAUGCCCGAGCCCGCCCAGCGCUGGCUGGUGGGCUUCGUGUUGUACACAUUUCUUAUGGGCUUUCUGCUGCCCGUCGGGGCCAUCUGCCUGUGCUACGUGCUCAUCAUCGCCAAAAUGCGCAUGGUAGCCCUCAAGGCCGGCUGGCAGCAGCGCAAGCGCUCAGAGCGCAAGAUCACCCUGAUGGUGAUGAUGGUGGUGAUGGUGUUUGUCAUCUGCUGGAUGCCGUUUUAUGUAGUGCAGCUAGUAAAUGUGUUCGCAGAGCAGGACGACGCCACGGUGAGCCAGCUGUCGGUCAUCCUCGGCUAUGCCAACAGCUGUGCCAACCCCAUCCUCUAUGGCUUUCUUUCUGACAACUUCAAGCGCUCUUUUCAGCGCAUCCUGUGCCUCAGCUGGAUGGACAACGCCGCGGAGGAGCCUGUCGACUACUAUGCCACCGCCCUCAAGAGCCGCGCCUACAGCGUGGAGGACUUUCAGCCCGAGAACCUGGAGUCCGGAGGCGUCUUCCGUAAUGGCACCUGCACGUCCCGCAUCACGACUCUCUGAGCCGGGACCACGCAGAGGCCCUGUGCAAAGGGAGGGAGAAGGAUGAGGAGAAAGGCAGUAUGGGUGCGAGAGGUGAAAGUAUUCCAGGGGUCAGGGUGCGGUGGGGCAAAGUGGGGCUAGGACACUACGCGCUUUGGAUGAAGGAGACCCGGGAAAGGCGCGCCACAAAGGUGGACUUGGACGUUUUUCUUAUAAACUGGGAAGGCUUGAGGGCCUCUUUCGCCUGUCUCCUACUUUCGCUCCUUUCUCCACUGCGCUUGUACUUUUGAUCCCCAAUCUGUAAUUCGAUCUUUUCUUCCGCCCGGUCUUGUCGGUGCAGCUCGUGAACUCGUGAGUCGCCAACUCAGCCUGACCCUCAUCCCCGCCCGCCGUUAUUUCUGUUUGUUUAAGCUGAGCCACGGUAAUCGCCACGGGUUUCCCUCGGGGUGAGUCCUCAGCCCCGCCCUGCCGCGCCCCUCUCUUGCCAGGUUCUGCCUGGUGCCCCUAGAGAAGUCUGGAGAACCACCGUUCUCCAUUUGCACAGCCCUACUUUAAGGGAAAUAGGACUUGAGAAUGGACAAGGCAGCUGGUCUUUUCUCCUACUAUGGGCUGAGGAUGCGUCUUUCCCGGAGCCCCUCCACCUCUCCCACUCCACCCAGAGCGGAGCCAGGUGCUUAGUAAAAUCGGUCCCGCGCUUCGAACACCAGGCACUCUGCAGUUCUCCUCUAAACCCCCCAUUUGGAGCAAAAAGGAGCUGAGCUGAAAACAAGGACCGAGGGGUUUUUUAGAAGAUUCCGGGGUUGGGGCGGCACUCACAACCGAAGCUAUUGGCUUCAAAGACCAGCACUCCCGGGAGGGUGGUCUGCAUUGGGCCAGGAAGGCAGGAAGCGUUUUCCCCGGUGGCCAUCCGGGAGAGAGGCUGCAGCUACACUAGGUUUCUCCCUUACCCAGGCU
Molecule: messenger RNA, 2965 nt
Organism: Rhinolophus ferrumequinum (greater horseshoe bat)
Lineage: Eukaryota; Metazoa; Chordata; Mammalia; Chiroptera; Rhinolophidae
Gene: SSTR1
Product: somatostatin receptor 1
Exons: 2
Coding region: 860-2032 (390 amino acids)
Biological process (GO): cellular response to estradiol stimulus; neuropeptide signaling pathway
Cellular component (GO): membrane; neuron projection
Molecular function (GO): neuropeptide binding; somatostatin receptor activity
Source: RefSeq, a predicted model, not a curated record